AUGGCCUCCAUUUUCAAGCACUUUGCCAUAGGGAAGCCAUGUCUUCCCUUAUUUGGUUAAUGCUUUUGUCUUGCUCCACCUUGGUAAUCAGUACAAUAAAUGCCUCUGAUGGCAAUGCCCCACAAGACAAAAGCAUAUUCAUACUAGCUGGACAAAGUAAUAUGGCAGGCCGAGGAGGAAUCCAUGCAGGCGUCUGGGAUGGAUAUGUCCCUCCUGAAUGCCAUUCAAGUCCAAAAGUACUCCGACUCAAUUCCAAGCAUAAAUGGGAAGAGGCCCGGCCGCCUCUCCACCGCGACAUAGAUUACCUAAAAGCUUGCGGCAUAGGGCCAGGGCUGGCAUUUGCCAAUUCUGUUCUACAGAAGAACAUAAGCAUUGGGGACAUUGGCUUGGUCCCUUGUGCCGUUGGAGGAACACAGAUAAGUGAGUGGAGGCGUGGCAGCCCACUCUAUAAACAACUCCUGUCGCGGGCUCAUGCAGCAUUGCACGAUGGAGGAAUAAUUCAGGCUAUUCUAUGGUACCAAGGCGAAAGUGACACACAGAGUCAAGAGGAUGCUAAAUUAUACAAGAUGAGGUUGGCAAAGUUCUUUACCGACAUUCGAUCUGAUAUGAAGUUGCCUGAGCUACCUGUGAUCCUGGUGGCGUUGGCAUCAGCAGAAGGGCCUUAUAUAGAUGAAGUAAGAAAAGCUCAGUUGGGACUGGACCUUCGAAAUGUAAAGUGUGUUGAUGCAAAGGGAAUGGAAAUUGGGAAUGACGGGUUGCAUCUUAGCACGGAAGGCGAAGUCAAGGUUGGGCAAAUGAUGGCUGAUGCCUUUACCCAAUUUAUGGCCUGAUAUUCUUCAUAUGGGCUUCAUUCUCAGAUGGUUUAGUUGGAUAUUUUGAACAUAAUACAUAUGUAUGUAUUAAAUAUUUGCUGAAUACAAUAUUCUUAUUGGCUCCAAAUAACUAUCUUACGUGUGAUCAAUUACAUAAGAAAAUACAAAUAUAUUUGAAAUUUGAA
This is a messenger RNA of Sesamum indicum (sesame), 997 nucleotides long. Its product is annotated as putative carbohydrate esterase At4g34215. The record is from RefSeq and is a predicted model, not a curated record. NCBI's taxonomy places the organism in Eukaryota, Viridiplantae, Streptophyta, Magnoliopsida, Lamiales, Pedaliaceae.